Rhopilema esculentum is the source of this 9428-nucleotide messenger RNA. RefSeq lists its product as uncharacterized. The record is from RefSeq and is a predicted model, not a curated record. NCBI's taxonomy places the organism in Eukaryota, Metazoa, Cnidaria, Scyphozoa, Rhizostomeae, Rhizostomatidae.
GGCUCCACGGGUCAAUCUCAGGCCUGAUGCUGCAAAAUUCACGGAAACUUCAAUUUUGUAAAUUUUGCAAUAUAUAUUUCAGAGAAUAAACAGAUUUUUGCUUUUUAUAUGGGAAAUUGUUGCAAGACGAGUUCGUCAGAUCCCUAUGCUGAGAAGAGGGACAACUAAUUAGUCUUGAUAAUGCAUAAUGCACUAAGAGGAGUUGGGGAUCUACUCAAUCGAAGAUGAGACUAGAAUUAGUACACAUUCUGCUAUGCAGUUUAGUUGCGUUAUUGCAGCCAUUGCUAAUGCAGUGCAAAAGGCCAAAGGGAGUUUUAGAAGCAUGGAUGAUAAAGUCGUCGCUGGUAGGUGAUGAAUUCAACACUCUGGAAGUGAAAAGAACAGAUUCGCCAACAGCAAGAUCGGAGAUAACAAGGCCGGGAAAAUUACAAGGAGAGCUGAAGCGUCCAACAAGGGAGCCUGGGGAGUCGUUGUCCCGCGAGAUUGCUGCAGCUCUGCCCUCGGGACCUCUUGAAGCUAUUAAUAAAAAUUCAAAAAACAAUGACAUUGCUACAUCUAAAGAAGUAAAACGAUCUUCGCAAGAGGGAUCGACGAAAAGUACUUCUGGGAAAAAUAAUAUUUUCAUUAAAAUUGACGAUCAAGAUGCGACCGACACUCUCCCAGGGGUGAAACGAACAUUGCUAAAACCUGUUCAUGCUUCGGCUUUUCCAAAUGGAGGGAAAGUACGUGAAAGGAUCGCAAAAGUCGUAGAGAGAAGAACAGGAAUAAGGAAAAAUGUCAAAUUGCGACAAGAAAUAGAAUCAAAUCCAGGUACAUUUGCAGAGGAAAACAUUGGAAGGCCAUAUGGCGACCCUGAUGGGUACAAAACAAUUGGUGAUGGAAUCUAUCUCAUGAGUGCCGAACAAGAGGCGGAAGCGAUGCCGCAUUUGACAGGCUUUGACCAGCCAUUGUAUGAAAAUGUAAAGUCAUCAAAACCCGCCGAAAAGGAUCUGGUCAAAGAGAAGAAGAUGCCGGACCCAUCGGAAGCAAACCUUCCUGAGAUUCUUUCACAUUUGGAUGAAGAGGUAUCAAAGAAGAAUACAACUGGCGCUGUUUCUAACAACAGCACAGCCGCUAAUGGGAGUGAAAACGCGGUGACAGAUGGAGUGUCUUUGUUGAAAGGUGUAAAUAAAAAUGUUGACGUAGAGACUCAAGCGCUUGCUAAUCAUGGUCGGCAAGACGAUUUGGAAGAAAUGACGCCCAACGAGUUGAACGCACUAGAAAGCUUUCAGGAUAAACUUGGCUUCGAAGAUAAGGCUAUCGGUAAAAUGAUUCUUACAAAAAACGUCGAUAAGGGGCAGCAAGAAUUUGUGCAGCAUACAAAUGCAAUGUUAGAAAGGGACAACCAAAAUCAAAUAGACAAAAUUGUGGGGAAAUUCAAGGAAGAGGAAAGCGCAUUUGUGCAGAAGAAUCCAUAUGUGAUAAACAAGCCUAAGCUACUGGAGGAAAUAAAGAAUGUUAGUUACCAUGACGAGGCAGCUACAAAAAGGGGAUUUCUUGGUACAAAUGACAAUGUAAGGAUAGAGAAGAUGUAUAAUUCACUGCUAAAGGAAGAUGAAUUGAUUUCUAACGGCAUGAAUGACAAGACAAAAGCCUCAGUAAGGAAAAUAAUUAGUCGGAUAAAGAACAACCCGGAAGAUGUUCAGAUGAACGACUUUCUAAAUUUCUUGGAAAAAGAAGAUAAGGUGACUGAAAAUGCGGAAGAUGAUGGUAGAAGUAAAAAUGGCGCGCAGGCUAAAAAAUCUAAAAAUAGAAAGCAGAAGAUCAAGUCUCUAAAGAACAACGCUGAUCUUUUGGCUUUGGAGCCGUCACUUGGCAUUCUAGCGGAUACGUAUAGCGCGGAAGGAUCGCCUCAGUUGAAGGAUAGCGAUAUUAGGAACAUCGUAGUUGAAAAGCUGAAACGGAAGAAAAGUAGAAGAGUUUCUAAGAAACAUAGUGGACAUUCUAAAAAGCCCGUUGUAACUUCGUCCAGAAAGAGCAGUGUCAAAAAUCUUAGUCUUAAGCUAGCACGGGAACUGAAAAUGGGCCCUGCUACUCGUAAUAAAACACGGACUGAAAAUUCUCAGGGGAAAAAAUUGAGUAGCAUGGAAUCUGAUAAACAGAGGGCAUCAGAUAAAGUAGCCCGGAAAGUACAAUUGCAGCAAGUCAAGGUUUUUGAGAUAAACCGACAGGAGGAUAUAGAUAAGGACCCAAAAAGCGCAAAAAUGGCGAAUAAACCUAAGAAGAACGAAGACGUCCGAAAGUUUGGUGUAAAAAAAGUUUUAAAACGACGGAAGAAUGGAAGAAAAAGAACAGAAAGAUUGCAGAAUUUAAGUAUGAAGCAGGGUAAAAUGGCAAACGAACUAUUUGUAACACCUUUGAAAGCCAAAGAAAAGACGAGAAGCAAAUCGCAAAUAGACGACAAAGAUUACUAUUGGCAUGGCACUGUUAAACCUGAAACGAGGCAGCUACCAACGGAUCCAGCAGACGAGAUAAGAAAAUUUGGAAGAUUAUCCAAUUUAACUCCAGUAGGAUUUGAAGAACCACCUAAAGAAGGGAUUGGACAAGUAAUUGGAGAUAUGAACAACAUUGCGAAUAUUGGAACAACGACUAAAGACAAUGAAUUCGAGAGCAACCGUGAAUCGGCAGAAGUAAAGGACUUCGGGGACUCAGUCGAGAAGCUGACUGGAGACGCAAAACAUGGAUUGAACAAAAUUGAUGAAAAUGACGUGUCAUCAACUUCAUUCUUCUCUGCACCAAAAUUGCAGAGAGACGCGUACAAGGAGAUACUUAAGCAAGGACUUGAUCCAAUGGCACAAAAUGUGAUGGGGGAUGCCCUUAAAAGUAUGGAUUCAAAAGACCUUCAGAAGGUCCAAGGUUUUGUCAAUAAAGAUCACUCUAAAAUAAUGGCACUGUUUGACCCGUCAUCUUUGAGGCCCAAGAUAGAAGAAUUUGAUGAAGGAAAUGAGAGAGAAAGCGAUGGGGAGAGUUCAGAUGUCGGUGAAGAGCUUGAAAGCGAACAGCAGCAUGGACGCAAAGAAAAACACGCAAAAAAGCAUAAAAUGAAAAUUGUGCUUCAUUUGCCAGAGGAGAUGGAAGGAGGAGAACAAGAGAUUCACGGAAAAGGCUCAGAGCUGCCUAUUGGAACAAUAAAGGAUUUGACAGCAGAGUAUGUGAAAGCAGCGAAGAAGCCGGGCUUAGGCCAAAGGUUGGCAGACGAUGACGAAGAUACUUUGGAAGAGGUAUUGUCAAAGCCAACAGGGAAACUAGAAGAGUUUCAUCCUGCAACAACUGAGUCAGCUGUCGAUUAUGUCCCAGAGUCUCUUCAAGGGAAGGAAAGCAAUGAAUGGGCCGAGAGGGAAGGAGACAGACCUGGGAAGGAGACGAUGAAUAUUGAAUUAAACGAACAGGGGAAAGAAAGAAACGACGAUGUUGCUGACAAUUUGAAGAGCAAUAACUUGUUAGCAAUGAUUAAGAAUAACGAAGAUAUGUUGCAAAGUGCUUUAGGAAGAAGUAACAACGGCGAAAAAAUUGAAGAAUUCAUCAAGAAAAUAAAAGAAAACGAAGAUGGAACGAUUGGCAGUAAUCAAGGCGAUGCAGCGCAAAGCAAAUCUGUCACCAGCAAAAAGAAAGGAAAACAAUCCUCGAAUGGAAGAAAGACAGCAAAAAAUGGCAACGAAAAGCAAAGCGAAAGUUAUGGAUAUAGCGAAAAUGCUGCGCCUAACAUAUUUGAAGAUCAGCUGAAUUACGAACACAAAAGCAAAGAGGUAUCGCAAGUUAUGCCUACGGAAACAGUGAAUCAAAUAAAAGAAAUUUUUAAUGCCGACGAGCAUCUGAUGCCGAUAAACUUUUUGGCAGAGGACCACAGGGCACUCACGAAGCCAGGCACUGGGCCAUUGUCUGCUAAAAAUAAAAAGAUGCCAAUUAAGAUGGCCACCAAAGUAGUUACAACGCCACUGUUGCACAAAAUUGGGAAGAACACACCGACUGCAAAUUUAGUGCCUCACAGUUUACACAUACAAGGUGGAAAUAUUCAUGGUGGAGACAUCACGGGAGGUUUCAUAUCAGGGGGAGAGAUCAGUGGAGGUAAGAUUCAAGGAGGGCAAAUAACUGGUGGAAGAAUAUUGGGGGGUACAUUCAAAAAUGGACGAAUGGAAAACGGGGUGUUGUAUAAUGGCAAAGUUGAUGGAGGUCUUAUAAAGGGAGGCAGCAUUUAUGGGGGCAAGAUUGAGUCUGGAUUAGUUGUUGGCGGAAAGAUCAAAGGAGGAGAAGUUGACGGAGGUAAGGUAUCUGGGGGCGAAAUUGACGGAGGUGUUAUUAAAUCAGGAGAAAUUAGAGGUGGUGUUUUGAAAAGUGGGAGUAUUGAGGGUGGCAUUUUAAAAGGGGGGAUCAUAGAAGGAGGACAUCUUGCUGGCGGCGUGAUGUUAGGUGGCAAGCUUAAAGGUGGUGUUGUGAGAUCAGGUGUUAUUAAAGGUGGUGUGAUAGAGGGUGGAAUAGUAGAUGGUGGGGUAAUUGAGGAUGGAGUUAUAAUCAAAGGUGGGGUUGUGCGAGGGACAUUUCCACAUAAUUCGACAGUAGUAUUCAGUGACAACUUCGAGGAUGACGUGGCAGCAUUAUCGGGAGCAAAGGAAAAAGACAGCGCAAAGAAAACUGAGGCAACCGCAAACAACAGUAGCCGGCCACAAGCUGAGAGCACAGAGAAAAAAGAAAUAUCACCAAGUAACAUAACAGAGGAUAAACCGAUGUUAAUGCCAGAACCAAAAGUAGUGGAAAAGAUGCCUGAUGGCGAGCAGUCAAGCUUACGUAAGUCGACUGCAGAGCCAGUUGAGAAAAUGAAAACAACAGCAGCUCAGAUGUACAAAAUUAGUGUUGAUUCGAGUAACCAAGAACAUAGCGUAGAGCCCCUGCCACAAACAGAUUCAAGCCAUGCAGGCAGCGAUCAAGGACAAAAACAAACUGAAGGGAAAGUGCCAACAGAUAUCAGUAUUUUAGGGGCACCUGAAAGUUGGCCGAUUGAAGGUGAGACCAAAGGGAAGCAAAGCGACGCGGACAAGGAAAAGCUGGCCCCUGUCACUUAUUCAAAUAACGGCAACGAGAAACAGAAGCCAGCUGCCAGCAAGCCUAGCCCUUAUCACGAAGAAAAGAACAACCUCAACACUGUGAAAGCCUUUGAAGGCAAAGAACCCUCACUCAAGUCUUCAGGAUCGACCAAUGAAGAACUAGAAUUUGAAGACGUUGCAAAGAAGGAAGGAGGUGCCGAACAGAAGUCCAUUUUGGCGAGAUUUCAGCCUUCGCCAUUUCAAAGCCAGCGCAGCGCAAGGUUCUCCAAAGAUUAUGGGACAACAACAAGAGCAACAAUAGGUAAGAGUCCAACAGCAGCUUUGAAAUAUCACUGGUCACUGAAUUCAGUUCGAGGCGGCAAGAUCUUAGGAUCCCCUGGCAAAAGUAUGUCUGUGAUUGGAGGAAUCAAAAUGCAUAGCGGUAUUGCGACACUAAAUGAUGGAUUAGAUCGAGGCUAUCUAGAUGCUGGAGACUAUCAAGGAGAAUGCGUUAGUGAUCCAGAUGUUUGCAAAGAUGGUUUGACUAUCUCACUCACAAGCAAAAUAUACAAAGACAGUGCAGAGAGCCCCACACGAAUGUAUUUGUUCGAUUCAGGCGCGGGAAGCGACGAUUCCCGCGGGAUGGCAUUAUGGGUAAACAGGGGAAAGAUCGAAGGGGCUGUUUCCAGUCGAAAAGGGACAUGGUGUUUAGAGGAAGACCUUGACAAGUUUCAGGAUCGAUGGGUUGAUUACGUCAUGACAUGGCAUCCAAUGAAAGGCUUGUAUCUCUACGCAAAUUGUGAGCUGUUUGCGGUUUCCGGGUUUGGAAGAGGCUGUGAUGUGUGCAACCGACGUUCUUGUCACCAGGAAGACAAAAACACGCAUCUGAUGUUUGGACGACCUAACAAAGGACCUCAUUUCAAGCUCACACAUUUCUCAAGUGGCGAUAUUACAAUAUAUGAACAGUUCUUUGAUACCACUGGUGUAGAUACCCUAUGUGGCACUAACAAUGAUAAUCUACGAAAACCAAGUUUCACCUCACAAAGAGUGUUUUCAAAUACCCCAAUAAAAUCUCCACUGGAUUCUUCGGCCUAUGUCAUGAAGAAGGAAAGAUUAAGCAAGAUGACCCCAGAGUUCAAAGUGCCAUCUUUAGACAGGGACCCAAAAGUCAUUGGCAACGAGUUCGAAGUCUGGCCUACUCCAUCUGGUCUGCAAUCGUUGUCAGCUUUGUUUCAAGUAAACAGUCCCGUCAAAGCAAUUGCACGAGAAAAAGUUCAAGUUGACGGCGGUUAUUCAGAAUGGUCAGCCUGGACUUCUUGCAUUGGUGUAUGUGGUGGCACUUCGAUGUCAACAAGAUAUUGUAACAACCCUGUGCCGAAAGAGGGUGGCCACGAUUGCUCUAUACUUGGACCCGCUAGACGAACAAGGUCAUGUGACGAGACAAACUGUUUAGCCCCUGAGAGCUUAAAAGCAUUGGCAAGAUUACAAUCAGUGUCGUCGACUUUAGAGAACGACAUUUCAAAGCGAAAAGUAAUAACGAAAUCUGAACCAAAAGUAAAUCAAAAGAAAGAUAUUGAUGAUCUGAAAGAAGAAUUGGACGAGCUCAAGGAAAGGUGAACAAUUCACUUGUAGAUUUCAGCUCUAACAUGUAAAAAUGUAAAUAACGGUCUUUUAAAAACUGAUAACACUUUAUUGAAUUUGGUGGACUCUAGUAAACUGACGAAUCAAGCUGGUUUCUUUUGAAACAUUUGAAGACAAGCAUGAUUAUAACACAAUAGCUUUUAUUUUUCAAUGAAAAGUACAUUUAUUAUAAACAUUCUACUUUUUUCCAUCUAGUUCUACAUUUCUAAGCUGUUGACUAUCCUCCCUUUAAAGAAGUAUCAACGCAAAAAAUUUGGCAUCGCCAAAAAACAUUUUUCGUCCAUCUAGUUUGUUAUGUGACCAGCAAAGACUAUCACAAGAAGGCUCAAUGCUGUCUUGAAUACAGAAAUAGGGUCUAAUUAGGGGAAGAAAGUUGAAGCGAGCAAGGGUACGAGUGUCUGCGAGCGCGGGUCGUCUGGAGGCCGAUAUCGGAAGAUUUGAACGAGCGCGUAAUUGUCGUCACGAUCUAUGAAAAUUAAAAACAAACCAAUUUUGAACGAGCAUGGCGCAAAAAGGAUAAAAGAGGAAAAAACGUUUUCUAUUCUGGACAAGCUCUCACCAGUUUGGGGGAUAGCCUGUGGUAUAAUUCUAUAAUACAUAGGUUUGCAUACCAUUCUAUUCAUUUUAUAACGGGAAACUUUAGCACCUAAUACCUAGUAGGCCUAGAACAGGUCGGUUGGGAGCGGUUCGAAACUUUACUUUUGACAGAUUUAAUUCUUUCUUCAUUAUAUCCACAUUUUUAAUUUCACUGACGUGAGCAGCCAUUACCGCUAGGCAGAAGCUUGCCUUGUACCGAGAAAUCCCCAUCGACCGAGAGCUUUCACGAUUAUUUUCGGAUUUCAGAUGAUCAAUCGAUUAUUUGUUGAUGACCAUUGGACCGUAAAAAUACUAGGUUACCAAAAAUUGCGUCGCACUGGUUUCUCUCGCUUGUUUCUCGCAACAUUUAUGCUAUGCGAUACAAAGCACCUAAAUUUUUCAGUAGAACUUUUAUCCCCACUUCAUAUGACCAAAAUUUUUGUGCAAUUAUCGGGGGUCGGAAUUUUGCGUUGGUGCCUCUUUAAAGAUUGGCUAAAAAUUUUUAUUAAAUGCCUAAAGUUAUCAAAAAUAUUUCUAAAGAGCACAUCAAAGUCUUUGUACUUUUGAAAUGCUUCAACGUCUAAUGUAGAUUUUGAGGCUGUAUCUCUGUUCAAAAGCGUGAAAAUAUUUUGCUUGGGUGUUUGAAUAGUUUAUAAACGAAAUAUCAUCAAAAUGAAUUUUUGAUGAAGCGAAAAUGUUCCAUUUUGUAGAAAAAUGCAAUGUGUAGUAGGCAGCCGAUCUUUGUUGCAGAAGAUAUGUCACCACCCUGGAAUAAGCUUCAUUUUUUUCACGGUUCUCAAAAUAAAGACGAUUUAUGUUUAAUAGAGAUAAAAAAGUGGGUAAUCUUGACAAAUUGAAUGAAAUCUCUUAUCAAAAGAGCAUUGAAAAUUUGUUUAAAGGGCCACUCCAGCCCAAAAUUUUUAUUUCCGAAUACGAUGAAAUCAGACCUCCUGAAAACGAAUCUGUUAUUAUUUUUUUCAUAUCUUCAGCCGUUUUGUAGUUAUUAGCGUUUGUAAAUUGGUCAUUGAGUUGAAUUGUUUUUCAACCGUGUUAUCGGAGAUCUUCGGAUUGACGUCACAGGCAUUUUCGGCCUCUGCAUUUUUGCGGCAAGUACCAUCGGCUGUCCAAAGGGUCAACGAGAAUGUUGCGAAAUGGCAAAAAGGGCCUAGCAGCGGUAUAUUUGUUAGAAGGCCAGACUUUUAUCUAUAUAAAGAGACAAGUAUCGUCGGUCAGUCUUGAUUUUCAGAUCGAAUAUGGAAGUAUUAUAUCGCACGAAUCUGCCUGACAGAGCAGUCAAAUUGUCAAAGUAGGCCAGCGAGACAGAGACAUGAGGAUGUUCAAGGUCUGGAUAAUGGAACGUUGCUUUUGAUGCAGUCUGUUUUGGCAGGCCAGUUUUCUGAUUUUUAAAAGAAUAUUCGCGCUUUUUCAUCAGCUCUACAUUCAGUGCAAUAACCAAAAAAAGCCAUCACGCAAUUUAUUCGGAAAGACCUAAACAAAACCAGUAUACCAGGUUGAUACUAUAGAUUCAGCAGGAUAAAGAGCUUCAUAUCAACAUGAAUUAUUGAGAAAAAAAACAGGACAAUCAAGGACAUGGACAUGGAAGUAUACAAACUUUCAAGACAGGACUAAAAACCUACCAUUAGUCAUGAGUCAAACAACUUUUUUCAAAAAUUAUACCUAUACCAUUUGUUCUUAUAUCUAUAGACAAAAAAGUGAUUUGAGAUUAUAUUAACAUUUCAUCUUUUUCAAUAUACUUGUGUAAAAAUAAUUUUUGUAUUGAAUCUUCAAGCUAUUGCAGUGGCCUUGUCAGGUCCUUUAAGCUGUCAGAAUUUUAACCUGCUAUAUAUCAAUGAAUAAUGAAUACAUGUUUGUAUUUAAAUACUUAGCUACAUUGAAUAAUAUAUUAUAAAUAUAUAUACAGUCAGGCCAGUGAACUAGCUAGCAAAUUUGUAAUUUAAAUUGCACAUGAGAAAUGUUCUUAUAAAAGUAUGCUGAAACAAUAAUCUAUUGCAAAAUUUAUAGAAAAUACCUAUAUGCUGUUACUAGUUUGAAAUAAUAGCUGUGGAUUUGCAAACUUUAUAUAGAAAUGACCAAAUUAUCUAUAAAAUUUUGAUAAGUUCAAAAAUAGUCUGCUUUGUAAAAGUGUGUCAAGGU